AUGAAAGAAAUUAAAACUACACCGUGCUCGAAAGUUAAUAAAAAUAAUACAAAGUAUAACAAAACAAAAGAAAUGCUAUAUUAUGCGCCAAUACGUGGUAAAAUCAAAAAAUGCCCCAAAAGAAUGGAACAUAAUGCCGUAUUAAGUAUUGAAAAAGAUAAAUCUGAACAAAUAAAUGAUAUUUCAUUAAAAGAAGGUGGGGAUAAAUAUGUAUUAAUAAUUCAUGAAAAAGACAUAAAAAUAAAAAAUAAUUUAGUUAAAAAAAAACAAUAUGCAUAUUAUCCUCCUAAAAAAGAAUCCUUAACGUUUAAGCGCAUGAAUACCAGCGAAAAUAUAAAAAAAUAUAUAUAUCCGAAAAAUGAUGAAAAAAAAAAUGCUCUAUAUUUCAAACAAAAAAUAGAGAAGGAACAAAAUAAUUGUAUUCCAUCUUUUGAUAAAAAAAAGAAAAGAAAAGAAAAGAAAAUUAAAGAAAAAAAUAAUCAAGAUAAUAAUGAUAGCACUUUGAAAUCUCUUAAUUAUAGAAAUGACUUAUUUGAUAAUAUUCUUAGAAAAAUAAAAAUAAAAAAAAAUAAAUUAAAGGAAAAAGCUAUAAAUGAAAAUUAUAUUCUUAAAGAAAACAGAAAUAUUCUCAAAAAUAACAAAUCGCACGAAAUUCAAACAGAAGCAAUAUGUUUAAAUGAUAAUACAAGCUAUGCUAUUUGUAGAUGUGAUUUAGUAAAUAUAUGUAAUGAGCACAUUUCAUACUAUGAAGAAAAUCAAAACAUGAAUAAUAGGUGGUUAUUAGAAAGAAGGUAUUCGAAUGAAAUACAUCGAUCCAGCAAAAAAAAUCGUGAAUUAAGUAUUAAUAGUAAAGAUUAUAAGGAAUCAAAACAGGCACAAUGUGAAACCUGUGAAAACUGUAAAAAUAAUGCACUAAACAAUAGUAAAAAAAAGGAAGAUAUGAUGUAUAUUAAUAUUGAUAAUAAUUUUUUCAAUAGCAACAAAAGCAAUGAAUUGGAAGGUGCCCCAUAUGUCAAAUUCGAUAGAUAUAGUAAUAAUGGAAAAAAUAUAUCUGCCUCCAUAUUAAAUAAAUUUUUUUUUAUUUUUUGUAAUGGGUGUUUGGUUGUAUUCUUAGGAGUUAGCAAUAAUAUUUGUGGGCGAAUGAGAAAUAGGAUACUAAAAAAUUUUGAUAGUUUAACAGCAUCAUAUAAUGCCAUAACCUAUGUAAUAAUUUAUUCAUUUUUAUGUAUAGUGUGUAUUAAAUCCAAAAAUAUUCGAAAGGAGCAUUGGUUAUAUAUAUACCCAUGUUUAAAAAAAUAUUUUUUUAAAGAAAUUGCGCCAAACAAAAAAAAGCAAAAUGAGAGCAUCGAACUUUUAAAAAAUGAAGAGAUAGGACAUGAAAGAAACUAUUUAGUUGAAAUAAAAAGUAAUGAAAAAAUAAAAAGAGCAAAAAAAAUUAUGAAUUUUUUUCACAAUAACAAAAAAAAUAUAUUGAAUAAUGAUUUUUCCAUGGAAAAUAUCAAUAAUUAUAAUUCGGAAAGUUCAAAUCACAAUUUAUCUCAAAAACAUCAAAAUGUAUUUCUAAGAUUUGUACCUAAAAAUAAGUAUAAUCAAAUGUAUGAAUAUUCCAUAAAUGAUAAUAAUAGUAGUAGUAUCGAUGAAGAAAAUAAAAGUAUUUGUAAAAAAAAAUCGUACCUUCUAAAUGAAUCAUCGGUUUAUUCAAAAUAUCAUAAUUCACCAUAUGAAAAUUGCACAAAAAAUGGGAAUGUUACAAAUAAAAGUGCUAUUUGUGAAAGGUGCCAUACAUGCAAUUCUGUUAUAAAAAAGGAUGAAAUGGAAAACGAAAUGAAAGAGGAAGCAUAUAAAAUAUAUAAAGAUAAUAAGUAUAGGCAUGGUAAUAAAAAAUAUAAGUUAUAUAACGAAACUAAACAAUGCACAUUUUCCAAAGAUGAAAUGAAGCAUCUUUUGAAAAACGAGGAACAUAGAAAGAAUAAAAAAUAUAUAUACGGAUUUGAUAACAUAAAAUAUUUAAAAAAAUAUAAAGAUAAUAAUUGUUAUAAUAUCUUCAAACAUCAAUGGACAAAUAUGGGAGCAUAUAAAUAUGUUGUUAUUGUGUCAAUUCUUGAUAUAAUAUCUAAUACACUUUAUUUUGUUUCUCAGCUAGCUAUUCCGUUAACUAUAUUAUUAUUAUUAAAUCAAUUAAAUUUUAUAUUUUCUAUUAUUUUAUCUUAUUUGAUUUUAAAAAGAAAAUAUAAUAGACACCAUGCAAUAUCAGUUAUAAUUGUUUUAACAGGAUUUCUUUUUUUUUAUGUACCAUAUAUAUAUAAUGAUAAUACAAAUUUUAUCAAAAAAAAUAUAUUAGCAAAUUAUUAUAUAAAUUCAAAUUCUUUUAUAAACCUAAGUCAAUUUAAUAUAUUUAGUUUUAGAAAUCUAGAAACAAUUAAUGCGCCUAGUGAACCCUUGAAUAUGUCCCCAUUUGGUUUGAUAAGCUCAAUUAUGCUUUGUGUAGUUUCUAUUAUAUUAACAUCUUAUGGUGGUAUAUUACGAGAAAUUUUUUUUUGUGAAUAUGUGAAACAAAGAAAAAACCAUAUCACAUUAAUGGAUAAUCAAACAUGUUUAGAUAAAAGUUAUUUAUAUGUUCAUGGUAUAGAAGAAUUAUAUCAUAAUAGACAAAUAAAUGAGUUUAAUUUUCCAGUUUUGUAUAAAAAAGAUGAAAAAAAUAAAAAAUGUAAUUAUUGUAAUCGAAAUAAAUAUUAUAUAUCCCCCAAAAAUUCAAGAGACGAAAUAAUAGAAUGUGCAAUACCGUCACAUAAUAUAAUCAACGAAAAAGAAAAUAAUAAAUAUGAAUAUAUCACAAAAAAUAUAAAAGAACCCCGGUCAUUAAAAAAAAUGAGUGUUAUAUUAUUAUCAUUUAAUAUUGCUCUUAUACAAAUAUUAUUAUUACCUAUUAUUUCAUAUUUUCAAUUUUUAUUUAAUCCAAGUAAUAACAUAUCAUAUUUAUUAUAUAUUAAGGAUAGUCUUAGAUGUUUUUCUGGGAAUACAACAGAAAAUAAUGAGAAUUGUAAAUUUUCUCUUUUAAUUUAUUGUGUAUAUAUAAUUGUAAAUGUUUUAUUUAAUUUAAGUGUUUCCUAUUUUUAUAGUAAUUAUUCUUCAGCAGAAUGUUUUUUAAUUUUAAAAUCAUCAACACCCCUUACCUUAGUAGUUCUUUACUUCUAUGAUUUCCCAUUUAUAUCAGAUAGCGAUAAAUAUUUUUCUAUUUAUUUUAUUAUUAGUAUAUUUAUUGUUUUUACUGGAGUUAGCUAUUUUUUUUAUCAAAAUAUUACACCAGAAAAAGAGACGAUAAAACCAGAGAGAAAAGAAUAA
Messenger RNA from Plasmodium berghei ANKA, 3342 nucleotides. RefSeq names its product conserved Plasmodium protein, unknown function. Bases 1 to 3342 code for a protein of 1113 amino acids. The transcript has a single exon. Gene Ontology annotation, cellular component: membrane. Lineage: Eukaryota; Apicomplexa; Aconoidasida; Haemosporida; Plasmodiidae. The record is from RefSeq and is a predicted model, not a curated record.